Messenger RNA from Geosmithia morbida, 501 nucleotides. RefSeq lists its product as uncharacterized. The transcript is spliced from 3 exons. The record is from RefSeq and is a predicted model, not a curated record. Lineage: Eukaryota; Fungi; Ascomycota; Sordariomycetes; Hypocreales; Bionectriaceae. The coding region runs from base 1 to 501 and encodes 166 amino acids.
AUGAUGCCCAUUCUCAAACGCAAGCGUUCCUCCUCGGAGCUGUCGUCUUCCCCGAGCAGCACGUCGUCUUCCCCCCCUCGCAACGACUUCAUGACCAUGGAGACGCCCGUGCAUCUGCACUCGCGUACGCUCAAGCGUUUCCGCGACUCGAGACCCUCGGAGAAGCUGAUCCACCACCGGACACUCGGCAUGCUCUACUCUGCUCAACGACAGGCAGCACCCACACCCAUUCCCGCACCGAUACAUGAGACGCAGACACCGUCUCUGCAGCAGCAGCAACCUCAACGCCAGAACCUCCAUUCAUUCUGGAAUAUAUCUUCGGCCCCCAGGACGGUCACGACCCCUGCCCAGAAGCGACGGCAAGAUGACGACGGGCCGAGCAGCUGUGAGGACUGCGGUGUUGACGUGUGUGCGGACGGGAUGGACGGGUCCGACGCCGGAUCCAUCUCGGGACAGGGAAACGGUGUCUCUGCUGCGCGGGACGGCCGUUCCCCUAGCUGA